CAUCUUUGGAUGCUGGAGGGCAGAGGAGGUAGUCCACAGCAGAGGAGUCCCAGUGACCAGCAACCAUGACUGACCAGCAGGUUGAGGCCCGGUCCUACCUCAGCGAGGAGAUGAUCGCUGAGUUCAAGGCUGCGUUUGACAUGUUUGACGCUGAUGGUGGUGGCGACAUCAGCGUCAAGGAGUUGGGCACCGUGAUGAGGAUGCUGGGCCAGACGCCCACCAAAGAGGAGCUGGACGCCAUCAUCGAGGAGGUGGAUGAGGACGGCAGCGGCACCAUCGACUUCGAGGAGUUCUUGGUCAUGAUGGUGCGCCAGAUGAAAGAGGACGCCAAGGGGAAGAGCGAGGAGGAGCUGGCCGAGUGUUUUCGCAUCUUCGACAAGAAUGCAGACGGCUACAUCGAUGCCGAGGAGCUGGCUGAGAUUUUCCGGGCUUCUGGGGAGCACGUGACGGACGAGGAGAUCGAAUCUCUGAUGAAAGACGGAGACAAGAACAACGACGGCCGCAUUGACUUUGACGAGUUCCUGAAGAUGAUGGAGGGUGUGCAGUAAUAGUGGGCCGUCGCCUCCACCGAGAUCGCGCGUCCCUUGAGCGUGGGCGGCUCCGCCCAGGAGUCUGUUCCCGCCUCUCCAGGGAGGCGCGGCCCCUUCUGGGUCUGUGUCUGGAAGGAAUAAAUGUAAA
Molecule: messenger RNA, 678 nt
Organism: Otolemur garnettii (small-eared galago)
Lineage: Eukaryota; Metazoa; Chordata; Mammalia; Primates; Galagidae
Gene: TNNC2
Product: troponin C2, fast skeletal type
Exons: 6
Coding region: 66-548 (160 amino acids)
Cellular component (GO): myosin II complex
Molecular function (GO): calcium ion binding
Source: RefSeq, a predicted model, not a curated record